AUGGCUGAAGAAAUUAAGGAAUUUCUUAAAAAGAAGGAUUAUUAUGAAAUACUAGGAGUGUCAAAAUCAGCCACUGAAGAUGAGCUUAAAAAAGCUUAUAGAAAACUAGCUUUGAAAUUCCACCCUGAUAAAAACUAAAAUGAAGGAGCCCAAGAAGCAUUCAAACGUGUAGCAUAGGCAUAUAAUUGUCUUUCAAUUCCUGAUAAAAAGAGAGUUUAUGAUCAAUACGGAACAGAAAGACCAGAACCACAACGUUAGCAUCACUAUUAAGAUCAAAAUGGAUAUUAUUACGAAUAAUUCAAUGGUGAUGACUUUGCAAAUGAUAUCUUUAGGGCAUUCUUUGGCAAUCCAAGACCUCGUAAUUCAAAUAGACAGCAAAAUAAUGGAUAAGGUAAUAUGUAAUUACUUUAAUUACUACCAAUUAUAAUGCUGAUUCUAUUCUCUUCAUCAGGGUUUUUGAAUUUGUUUUAGUCAGCUCCUAUCUAUUCCUUUUAAAGGUCAUAUGAUUACCCUACUGCUUAAACAACUAAAACGCUAUAAGUUAAAUAUUAUGUAGGCAAUAAUUUCAGAGAAGAAGUCUCAACUAAAGAAAAACUCCGAGAACUUGAAUUAGAAAUUGAAUAGCAUUAUGUAAAUUAACUAAGACGGGAUUGCAACAAUGUGUUUUAGAAAAAACAAAUGUAUGAAAGCUAUGCAAACAGAGCAUUCUAUCAGCGAGAUCGUGAUUCAUAUAGAAAUACGAUUAGAAGAUUAGACUUUUCAUCUUGUGAAAAAUUAGAAGAUCAUCGCAAAACUAUUCUUAGAUUUGAUCAAUUAUAUUGAUUUUUAAUUAAUAGAUAUCAAAAAAGUUUUAAGCAAAUUCUCAUUUUU
Molecule: messenger RNA, 870 nt
Organism: Paramecium tetraurelia
Lineage: Eukaryota; Ciliophora; Oligohymenophorea; Peniculida; Parameciidae
Exons: 3
Biological process (GO): cellular response to misfolded protein
Cellular component (GO): endoplasmic reticulum membrane
Molecular function (GO): Hsp70 protein binding
Source: RefSeq, a predicted model, not a curated record